Messenger RNA from Cercospora beticola, 4148 nucleotides. RefSeq lists its product as uncharacterized. Gene Ontology annotation, biological process: intracellular protein transport; endoplasmic reticulum organization; endoplasmic reticulum to Golgi vesicle-mediated transport. Gene Ontology annotation, molecular function: protein binding; structural molecule activity. NCBI's taxonomy places the organism in Eukaryota, Fungi, Ascomycota, Dothideomycetes, Mycosphaerellales, Mycosphaerellaceae. Gene Ontology annotation, cellular component: COPII vesicle coat; endoplasmic reticulum exit site. The record is from RefSeq and is a predicted model, not a curated record.
UAUAAACAUCUCCAGGCGUUUAAGGAGAUCUGUUACCAAUUCCACCAGUCUCGCUCCUCUUCUCCUUCUCACUUGUCCUCUAAUGCACAUGCACGGCCUGUAGACAAGCGUGUAGACUUUCUCUCUUCACUUCAAACACCAGCAUCGCGGCCCCUCCACCAUGGUCCGCCUGCGAGAGAUCCCGCGCACCGCCGUUUUCGCAUGGCUACCAGGCAGCGCCGCGCCGCUCGUGGUGACGGGCACGAGGACGGGCGCUGUCAGCGAUGACUUCUCGAGCGAGGUCAAGUUGGAGCUUUGGGACCUACGACUUCACGAGCUGGACGGUGACGGCGAGCUAACGCCAGCUGGCAGCAUCACGACCGACUCCGGCUUCAACGACAUUGCUUGGAGUGCACCUGACGACGACCACCCUCUUGGUGUGAUCGCGGGUGCUUUAGAGAACGGCAGCGUUGACCUCUGGGACGCUGAGAAGCUACGCAAUGGAUCCUCCGACGCAUUCAUCUCACGCACUACGAAGCACACUGGAAGCGUACGAGCCCUGCAAUGGAAUCUCUACAGACAUAAUCUAUUGGCGUCUGUGGGUGCUAAAGGCGAGAUCUACAUCUACGACCUGAACAACAUGGCCAACCCAUUCAGGUUGGGAGCGUCGGCAGCUCGAGCAGACGAUAUCGAGUGCCUGGAUUGGAACAAGCAAGAGAAGACCGCACACAUCUUGGCUACAGGUAGCAGUGGAGGCUUUGUGACAGUCUGGGACGUCAAGCAAAAGCGGGACAUUUUGACCUUGAACAAUCAGGGCCGUAAGGCGGUCAGCGCGGUGGCAUGGGAUCCGCAAGAGAGCACAAAGCUAGCCACAGCAACACCGAGUGAUCAGGAGCCAUUGAUCUUCUUGUGGAGCUUGCGCAACAGCAGUGCACCAGAGCGGACAUUGAAGGGCCACGAGCUAGGUGUAUUGGGCUUGUCGUGGUGUAUACAGGAUCCAGACCUGCUUCUCUCCUGCGGCAAGGACAACCGAACUAUUUGUUGGAACCCAAAGACUGGCGAGCGCUACGGAGACUUUGCCGCUGGAUCGAACUGGGCGUUCCAGACUGCAUGGAACCCGCAUAAUCCGAGCCUGAUCGCAAGUGCCUCGUUCGAUGGAAAGAUACUGAUCACAUCAACACAAAGCACAAAUUCGAAAUCAGACGAUCAGGGAGCGGCCAACCAAAAUCUCGACGGCGAAGACUUCUUUGCCAAGGCACAGUCUCAGCCUCUCGGGAUAUCCUUUACUUUGCCCAAAGCGCCCAAAUGGGCCGGUCGUCCUGCCAGUGUUUCGUUUGGCUUUGGCGGUAAACUUAUUCGAGUAGGCGCAGAUGCGUCGCGAAAGAGCAAGAUCUCGAUAGAGACAUUCGAGGUGGAUAGCUCCAUCGGAGAGGCAACGACCAAUUUCGAGAAUAAGCUUGCUUCUGGAGACCUCACGAACAUCUUGGCUUCGAAGCUCGAGGACGCAAAGACCGACGAGGAGAAAUCUGACUGGCAGGUCAUCGACACACUGAACGCAGGGAGCUCUAGAAAGAAGCUGAGGCAACAUCUGGGCUUCGAGGAUCCGGCGACCAGCGAACUCACUGAAGGCACAGAGAAGCUCGCAGUCAAUGGUGAUGCGGAGGAUAAGACAAAUGGUGACAAAGACGAUGAUUUCUUCGGCAGUGGUGAGGCUGAUGAUAAUUUCCUUGCGAAUUUGGCUGGCUCCAAGGGCGCCAAGAUCAACAAUCCAUUCAAGGUCUACACUGGAACGGAGUCUGAAGCCGAUAAAAGCAUCACGCAGGCGUUGAUGUUGGGUGAUUUCGAGAAGGCCUUGGAUGUUUGUCUGAAAGAAGAUCGCAUGUCUGACGCAUUCAUGAUUGCGGUCUGCGGUGGUCAGAAGUGCAUCGACAAGGCACAAGCGGCCUAUCUUAAGAAGCAGGCCAAUGGGCCCAAUUACUUGCGACUCCUCGCGAGUAUCGUUGGCAAGAACUUGUGGGACGUCGUUCACAAUGCCGAUCUGAGCAACUGGAAGGAAGUCAUGGCUACCCUGUGCACGUAUGCAGAUGAGAAAGAGUUCUCCGAUCUGUGCGAGGCGUUGGGUGAUCGCCUCGAAGAAGCUUUCCAGAGCGAUGAUGGCCCGAAAACGCUUCGCCGCGACGCAUCCUUCUGCUAUCUUGCUGGAGCGAAGCUUGAGAAGGUGGUGAUCAACUGGGUUGCCGAGCUCGAAGAGCAGGAGAAGGAUGCUCAAGAACAGUCUGAGACUGAUAAUGGAUUCUCUGUGCACGCCAAGUGCUUGCAAGCGUUCAUCGAGAAAGUCUCCGUAUUCCGCAAAGUUACCAACUUCAGGGAUUCAGAGCUGCAAGCAGCUGCCGAUUGGAAGUUGGCACCGCUGUACAAUCUCUACGCCGAGUAUGCCGAGAUUCUGGCCUCUCACGGGCAGCUCACUGCUGCCGAGCGAUAUCUGAAUCUGUUGCCGGCCAAAUUUGCCGGUGCCGAGACAUCACAGCAGCGCAUCAAGCAAGCAACUAGGAAAGCAACUACUGCAGCCCGACAACCUGCUACAGCGCAGCGUGGUGGACGAGCACAGCCCUCACUGAACGCAUUCCAGCCAGCACAGCCAAUUGCGCCCGUCCAGGCACAGCCACCGGCACCACUUGUUAAUCAGGCUCGCAAUGCUGCACCAUCUCCAUACGCUCCCGUCGCGAACAAUACGAGCAUACCACAGCCGGCAAACCCGUACGCGCCCACGAACAACGCCUAUGCUCCAUCUGGCUACACUCCUGCGCAGCCCUCUGCACCGUAUGGCCAGCCUUCAUAUGGAGGGUACCAGCCGCCUCAGGCUCAGUCUGCAUUGCCGCCACCUCCUCGAGCGGGGACUUCGUCACCAGCAGUACUUCCCGCUGCACUAGCGAAGAAGACUGGCGAUUGGAAUGACAUGCCAGAGGGCUUCCUGAAGGAGCGACAACCGACACCUCGCCGCAACACUCCAGGUCCACAGCCAGUGGCUGCACCUUUCCCAGGAGCACAAAACGCAAUGUCUCCGCCACCAGGCCCGCCAUCGGCGUACAGCUUCCAAAAGCCAACGCCGCCUUUGCCGCCGCCUCCAAAGGCUGGCGAAGGUCCACCCCGUGUCACUUCUCCACCUAUGCAGCCACCUGUCGCCCGUCCAUCAUCUGCCGCUAAUGUUUACUCACCACAAACGCCAACGCAGAACCUUGGCUCGACGUUACCAGCUCCAUCUGUACCUCCUGUCCAGCGUGGCGCUUCCCCAUAUCAGCCUCCACCUUCAACGUCGUCGGCAGCACCAUCAAAUAGAUACGCGCCAGCUCCUGGCUCGCAACCAUCUACUUUGCCAGGGCAGAUGCCGCAGCAGAGAAGUGUGGCGCCUAAUCCGUACCAGGCUCAAGCUCCACCACAAGGACCGUACGCGCCACAACAACCACCUCAGCAGACGCCGUACGGCCAGCCUCAGCAAGCAGCCGCACCUCCUCCACCGAGAGCGCCUGUGGGGCCGCCUCCGAGCGGACCACCGCGAGGACCGCCCAAAGCCUCCAACGGGCCUCCUCGCGCCGCGCCCAAUACCGGCGGCCAAGAGCUUCCUUCGCCUCAGCGAGAGCAUCCACCACAGGGCGCCCCACAGCAACAGCAACAACAAGCUGCGCCUGCACAGCCAAAGUACCCUCGCGGUGAUCGCUCACACAUUCCUGCUAGCGCACAGCCAAUUGUCGAUCUGCUCACACCUGAAGUUUCGCGUGUCAAGGCAGUGGCACCGCAAAAUUUCAAGCCUCAAGUCGACGACAUGGAGAAGCGCAUCAACAUCCUGUUCGACCAUCUCAACAACGAGGAUCUUCUUCAACCCGAUACCGUGCAGCAAAUGGUACAAAUUGCUCAGCACAUCCAGCAGAAGGACUUUGAACAAGCGCAAGCGCGUUUCAACGAAAUGCAGCAAGCGAAGCUCGAGACCGAGGGCACGCACUGGAUGGUUGGUGUAAAACGCUUGAUCGCGAUCGGCAAGGCUACAGUACGCGCCUAGGAGCUGAAACUUCUGCCGUUGAAGAGCGUUAUUGAACGAUGAAAUAAAAGCAUAUAGAAAAGAAGAAGCGUUACGUUCAAAGCAUACUGUUCGAUCGUUCCCGUGAAAGCGCAAC